AUGAUAUUCAUCAAAAGAUUUCGGUUAAGCAAGGAGGCAUUCCAGUAUGUUUUAUCGAAAAUGAAAAUAAACUGCCAUGACACAAAAGCCGUUCUUGCUGUUUUGCAAUUGGCUGCAAGUCUCUCGCUCCUUGCAAGUGGUGGCUAUCAGCACACAGUUGGUAGUGAUUACCUGAUAGGUAUGUGCCAGAGCACGGUAUCAAAAUUUACGUCCAACGUCUUAAAAGAAAUGGAAAGCAAAUUAUGUCCGGAAUUUAUAAAGUUCCAGCCGAACGAAUCUUCGAGAUCUAAGGAGUGGUUUUCGGAAAAAUAUAAAAUACCUGGAGUGGUUGGAUGCGUAGACGGAACACACAUUGGAUUACAAAAGCCAAUUAGAGACGAGCACAUGUACUUCAACAGGAAAGGUUACCAUAGUCUUAACGUUAUGCUAUUUGCCAGAUUUGUGACCACACUUGCAAGAUUCUUGCAAUAA
Messenger RNA from Rhagoletis zephyria (snowberry fruit fly), 471 nucleotides. Its product is annotated as putative nuclease HARBI1. The record is from RefSeq and is a predicted model, not a curated record. NCBI's taxonomy places the organism in Eukaryota, Metazoa, Arthropoda, Insecta, Diptera, Tephritidae.